CAAAUCCCCCCAAUCAACGCCUCCUACCGGAAAAUAAUCAGGCAAUCAAUCGCUGAUUCACGCCGCGAGAGGGCUCCUCCUCCUCCUCCGAUGGCGUCGGAGGCCAGGUCAGGGGGCGUGCGGCGGGUUCCGCUGCAGCCGCGGGACGGCAACGCGGCGGCCUCCCCGUCCUUGGGCGGCGGCGCCCUUGCAAGAUCGAAGGCGAAGGCGCGGGCGCCUGCCGCGUCUCCGCCGUCGGUGAGGUCCUAUGCCGGCCGGGCGGAGGUUGAGAGGAGGGCGGCGGCGGUGGUGAGGGAGAAGGAGGUGUCGCUGGCGGAGGAGCUGGAGAAGGCGCGGGAGCGGCGGGGCCGGCUGCGGGCCGCGCGGCAGGUCACGGAGAGGGUGCUGGCGGAGGCCGACGAGGCGCUGCGCCGGGAGAUGCGGGAGUGGGAGCGCAGGGCGGACGAGCAGCGCCGGGUCGUGGCGGAGCUCAUGCGCCUCAUCGGGAUGCCGGAGGUCUUUGUUCCGGUGGAAUCCCUGAGAUCCAGGGAGGAGAGGAAGAGGAAACAGGGGACCGCGUCUUCAGAUCCCCCCGGCCCGGUCACAGUGGCUUCGACAUUACUAGGCGAAGAAGCUGGAUCAUAUCCCUCCGAUAAGGAACUACUGGCGACGCCGACAAGGGAAACGACGGCAGCAGCAACGACCGAAAGCAGCAGCUCUUGAUAUUUCUUUGCCACAUUGGCCUGUUCCAAACUGUUUCUGCACAAGGCCGGCUUGGAAUGAAAUCAAAUGGCUUGUUUGGUUACGAAUGUUCAGCAUAUACACAACUUGUAUGAA
Messenger RNA from Hordeum vulgare subsp. vulgare (domesticated barley), 816 nucleotides. RefSeq lists its product as uncharacterized. NCBI's taxonomy places the organism in Eukaryota, Viridiplantae, Streptophyta, Magnoliopsida, Poales, Poaceae. The record is from RefSeq and is a predicted model, not a curated record. The transcript has 3 exons. Bases 91 to 702 code for a protein of 203 amino acids.